Pimephales promelas (fathead minnow) is the source of this 8773-nucleotide messenger RNA. Lineage: Eukaryota; Metazoa; Chordata; Actinopteri; Cypriniformes; Leuciscidae. The record is from RefSeq and is a predicted model, not a curated record.
AUGGGAUCUCCUGAGGUGCAGCUGGGAUCCCAGGGCUAUGAUAUCUGCUGCUCAGUACACAGCAGUAUGAAGUAUGAAGGCCAGCCGGAACGUAAAUAUUCUCAGUCUUCUCUCCUCUGUUCCUGUGCUCUUUCAGGUAGAACCAGCCUGCAUGGCAAAGCGUCUCUGCAGAUCGACCAGGUGCGCUCAGAAGACCAGGGCUGGUAUGAGUGCAGGGUCCUCAUGCUGGAACAACAAUAUGACACCUUCCACAACGGCAGCUGGGUUCACCUCACAGUCAACGCGCCCCCUACGUUCGCGGACACGCCACCGCAGUACGUGGAGGCGAGGGAGGGUGGCAGCAUUACUCUGACCUGCACUGCCUUUGGAAACCCCAAGCCGGUGGUCACCUGGCUGAGAGAGGGGGAUCAGCUGACCAGCAACAAGAAAUACAUGGUGACUGACGGAAGUUUGACAGUGCAGGCCAUCACGCGGGAGGACCGGGGGGCCUACAGCUGCCGUGCCCACAGUGACCAGGGGGAGGCGCUACACACAACCCGCUUGCUGGUGCAAGGUCCUCCUUACAUCGUGUCACCACCUGAGAACAUCACUGUUAACAUUUCCCAGAAUGCCCAAUUUACGUGCCAAGCAGAGGCGUAUCCUGGCAACCUGACCUACACUUGGUUCUGGGAGGAAGACAACGUCUACUUCAAGAAUGAUCUGAAGCUCCGUGUGCGCAUCUUUAUUGACGGAACCCUCAUUAUCUACAGAGUGAAGCCAGAGGAUGCUGGGAAAUACACAUGCAGCCCUAGUAACAGCCUGGGUAUAUCCCCCUCUGCUUCAGCUUACCUGACCGUGCAAUACCCUGCCCGUGUUGUGAACAUGCCACCUGUCAUAUACGCCCCGAGGAAGUUGCCGGGAAUCAUUCGGUGCCCAGUGGAUGCCAACCCUCCAGUUAUUUCAGUCCGAUGGGAGAAAGAUGGCUACCCACUCAGAAUCGAGAAGUAUCCUGGAUGGAGCCAAAUGGCAGAUGGAAGCAUUCGGGUGGCAGAGGUCACUGAAGACUCCCUUGGCACCUACACCUGUGUGCCUUACAAUGUCCUAGGUACCAUGGGACAGUCCCCUCCAGCCACUCUGGUGCUAAAGGACCCCCCUUACUUCAACGUGAGGCCCGGGGGGGAGUACCGUCAGGAGGCGGGGAGAGAGCUGGUCAUCCCCUGCGCUGCUUCUGGAGACCCUGAGAUUCCUACCAUCGUAUGGAGAAAGGUCGGUAAGCCCAGCAGAAGUAAACAUAACAUCUUAUCAAGUGGUAGCUUGCAAUUCAUGUCUCUGAGCAAAGAGGAUCAUGGAGAGUGGGAAUGUGUCGCCACCAACGUAGUAACAAGCAUCACUGCCAGCACACGCCUUUUUGUAAUAGGCACUAGUCCACAUGCACCAACUAAUGUCCACGUGUCAGCAUCCACAAGCUCCGCUAACGUUUCCUGGGAACCUGGAUAUGACGGAGGCUUUGAACAGACGUUCUCGGUCUGGUAUGGCCCGGUGAAGGUGAAGAAUGAUUUAGGGCCACAUGAUUGGCUCUCCAUACCUGUGCCUGGCUCUCAGACGUGGUUGAUGGUCCAGGGGUUGGAGUUAAAGACUGCCUAUCAAUUCAGUGUGCUGGCCCAGAACAAGCUGGGCACUGGCCCCUUCAGUGAGGUAGUCACUGUGACUACAGGAGGGUAUCCCAUAAGUACCCCUGAACCACUGGUGCUUCUAACUCCACCACGGUGCCUCACAGCCAACCGGACACAGCAGGGUGUAUUGUUGACAUGGCUUCCUCCGGCCAAUCACUCUUCACCGAUCGACCGUUACAUCAUUGAGUUUCGUCUGGGAGAAAGGUGGGAGGUUCUGGAUGACUUGAUUCCUGCCACUGAGACUGAGAUCAUAGCAAGAGACCUCAUUCAGGACUCUUGGUAUGAAUUCCGAGCGCUAGCUGUAAUGGAUGAUCUUGUCAGUGAGAGCAGUAAUGUGGUGGGAGUGUCAAGUACAGACCCCUUCCCUCCCACAGAGAUAUCCGACGAGGGGCUGGCCAGGCCAGUGGUGGCCGGCAUCGUGGCCACCAUUUGUUUCUUGGCGGCUGCCAUCCUCUUCAGCACUCUAGCUGCGUGUUUCGUCAACAAACAGCAUCGUCGCAAGCUCAAACGCAAGCGAGACCCUCCACUAUCGAUUACGCACACACGGAAAAGCAUUGAAUCUCCGCCUCCUCUUACCCCCUUGCCUGGCAUUGAGCCCUACUGGGAAGAGCCAGACAGGAGCAGCUACAGGCCCCCAUCUACCAGCCCUCAGCUGUCCUCUGGGAAGAUCAGUCCUGAGAGCAUUGCUUCCUCCCGGCCCCCGUCUCUGGCCAGCGUGGGUGGCCACAGUCUAUACGUUAAGAAGUUGCCAAGCCCCAGGAAAGAGAAAGAGCUUUCCCUCUAUAAGAAAACCAAGAGAGCAAUAACCAGUAAGAAGUACAGUGUGUCCAAGCACGAGUCUGAGGUCACCACGCCCAUCGAGCUGAUCAGCCGUGGACCCGAUGGAAGAUUCAUCAUGGACCCAAGUGGCAUCGACACGUCCCUCAAGCCCAGACGCAUUGAGGGUUUCCCCUUUGUGGAGGAAUCAGACUUGUAUCCUGAGUUCCGCCAAUCAGAUGAGGAGAACGAUGACCCAGGGCCCCUACCCCCAGUCAUGGCCACCCUCAGGCCCCAGAUAUCCCCUGUGUCCUCCAGCCAGGAGUCCUACAUGCAGCCCCCAGCCUACAGCCCCCGGUUCCAGAGACCCAUGGAAGGUAUGAGCAUCUCGGAGGGUAGUCGGCUUCAGGCCACAGGGCAGAGCCGGGUCUCCCAUUUUCACAGGGUCUUCCCUCCAGGCCCCUUCUAUGGCUAUCUAGGUAGUGGUGCUGAGGUGGAGCUUCACCCUCCGUUUUACAUGCCUGAUGUUAGUCCACGUAGCUCUGCCAUGUCCUCCUCACCUUCAUACCCCCCCGAGGGGCCGUUUCGCCAUCCCACCAUCCCAGAGGAGAGGGAGGAGCUGAGGAUCCAUCAGUACGGUGCCUCCGGCCACGCCCUCCCACUGGUGCAUAGCCCUCCCUCCUCUCGCUCAACCGAGAUCUGGCAGCCUCCUGACUUCCCCUUUCUGGGUCAGGAGGGUCCCCGUCUCACUCUUCCACCACGUCAUUCCUCAUAUCUCCACCGGGACCUCCCCGAGCCCCCGCCAUACCCCUCCCAUAGUCGCACUCUUAGCACCACCUCUCAGCUCCCUUCAAGCUCUGCUUUCCUCCAGCUGGAGGCCCCUAGAGCCCAACUGAGCAGAUCUCCCGGCAGGUUCCCGCCUCAGGGCCCUUCAGUCAAGCAUUUAACUAUGCAACAGGCCCAGACUCUGGGGCAGUUGAGACACACUGCCCACGGUAUGGGCGUACCAGUGUUGCCUUACCUAGGCGCCACGGCUCGCAUGGGGAGCCCAAGCACACUGCACAGUGAGAGCUCGGACGGCUGGAGGUCCGAGGCCCAGCCUUGGCUGAGCCCCAGGGCAUCACGAAGGAUGGAUCUCGGCCUGCAGCAGGUGGUCCUGCAGCCGUCACGACUCUCCCCACUGACCCAGACCCCUCCCAGCUCACAUGCCGGCUCUCCAGACAUUCUCGUCCGCCCUCCUCCCCGUCCCAGCAUCCUGCGGUCUUCCCGCUCUCAAGAGAUGCCCGAGAGUGCCCGUCACCCUGCCAGUGUCUCCUUUUCCCGAAGGUCUCUCUCCUCUUCCCCUGCCACUUCACCUACCCAAAGCCAGAGUGGCCAGCGGGCCAGCCUCAGCUAUCGUGCCCACAUGGCCUUUGCCACAGCCGCGGCCAGCUACCCCUCCCAGUCCCCUUCACCCCCCACGGAGAGCAGUGAUGCUUUCGGCCAGAUGCCAUCUCAGAGAAGGACAGAUGAGGAGAUGCUCCCCUCAGAACCCUCUCCAGGGGAGCAUCUAGGUGCAGUGAGAGUCCCUGCAGGGUCUGAGAGCUUUGAAGCACUGAUAUAUUAUUGUAUUAAUAAAGCCAAGAAAUCAUCAGCCAACAAGAACAACAACUCCAGAUUCAAGAAAAGGACAGAUGUGUCCACCUCUCAGACCCAGCAGCCGCAUGCAUCUCAGGCCUCUGAGCAAAGAGAACAUCUCAGCUCUCCCUCAAAGAAAAAGUGGAAAAGUACACUUAGAAAGUCCCCUUGUCUCCAUCUGUCCUCUCUGCUGCGCUGGCUUCACCCCAGAGAAGACAGAAAAUCCCUGCUGGCCAGUAUGGACCCUGCCCCUUCAAACUAUGGUUCUCUGCUCUGAGAGCCCCCCUCCCGCCAAAACUCACUAAAACUUAUCCUGUGGGGCGGAUCGUCUUCUUGUCCGUUAGCAAAAAAAAACGUAUAAUGGACAAGCUCUCAGUACUGUUUUGUAAUCAGUCUAAACUAGAUACAAUUUAUUAUGUUCUUCGGUUGGCACAAUAUACUACACAUAUCUGUAUUUUCUGUAAAUUUACACUAAGGAAAAACAUACAGGGGUGCUCUUUUAGAAGAAACAGAAAACUGGACAGGACAAAAGCUUUUCUUUUGAUAAUAAAAAGAAAAAUUAGCAUUCCAUUACAUGCUAGGAAAAAUAUCGCUGGCCAUAACGUCGUCAGAACUGUGUAUAUUGUAAAGGAUAGAGAGUUAAAUGCUCUGUACAAAUAUGUCUCUCAAGACGUGAUAGUUACUACAGGGUUUCUUUUCAUCCUUCUACAAAAUAUACCUCAAAAGAGAGAAAAAUAAAUAAUCUGGAACAUAUUUCAGCACUUCUACCAUAUUUUGUGCAAGCUAGCAUAAUUCGUUUUGGAUGACAUACUGUAUGUUGUCUGUUUGUGGCAAAGCUUGACAGAACAUGAGGGAUUAAUGUAAACUCUUUUAAAUUGGUUUAUAACAUUUAACAUAAAAUAUAAAGCACAGAAUAUCAUCGAAAUUGUAAGCUUGAAAAGAAUGGCUGCAGUACUAGACUUGUCCUGCUUCAAUAUUUAAACAGAUAUUCACACUUUUUUAUUCCAUGCAAAGGCAAGUGAAACUGAAAACAUGCUUUCUUAUUUAUUUUUUGAAUAAUUUACAUUAUUUUUUUUGGGGAAAAAAAUUGGACAGCUUUAAAGCACUUUUUAUCUGUGGUUGGAGGUAGAUUAAUAAUAGCCCCCUGCUAAAAAAAAUAUAUAUUCAGGUACAUUUAGAAAUAUGCUUUUUGACAUGUUCAGAUGACAUAAGUGGAAAUGUAAUAUUUAAACUGAAGUACAAUACUUGGUCCUUGUCUUGCACAAAUGUAGUUAGAAGUGGUGAAAUGCAUUAUUAAUCUUCACGUCACUUCCUUGAAGUAAAUAAUUUGUUAUAUGUUGCUUUGGACACAGUACAAAAAAAAAGGAAGUGCAGUAGAUAUUGUGCAGAUUAAUGAAGACAUCAAUAUAAAAUAGAGAAGUGAAAUAGUCCUUACUCUGAUCAGUGGAAGAAAAAAAAAGAAAAAGAUGUUCUUGGGUUACUUUCUACCUACAAAAGUGAACCUCCAAAAGUAGCUUGACUCUUUUUGAAAUCAAUUUCAGUAAUUGUAUUGUAAUCUUUACUAUCUGUCAUCCAUCACGACUCACCUGAUGACAUGGCAAAGUUUGUGUUAUUUGAAUUAAUGAUGAGUUUAGAAGGAUGUUUAUUGUCUCUAGAGUUCACUAACAGCUGCUGAUUUGCUACCUACAGUACAGUGAAAGCUAAUUGAGCAUAUGCUAGUUUAGUUUAACCGAUGGUGAAUGUAUGAUUUGCUCUUAGAAGAUCAGAUUUAUCUGAAUAUUUUCAAUGUGAUGUUUUCUCUCUUUUAGCUCGUUUACGCACCGAUGCGAUUACUCCAAAAUGAAUCUUCUUCUGUGAAUGGAAUUGAAUAAUGAGGAAAUUGAAUGAAAUUUCAUGCAGUACUUGAAUAAGGCUGAAUAUACAAGCAGGAAACGCUGGGAUGAAUUUCUUUGUAUAGAGAUUCGUAGUAGCCUUUUUGAGUUUAGAAGAUUUGACUUAAGUGCCCAAAGGGUUUACUUUGUCUUUUCUUUAUCUUUCUUUUUAUACAACUAUUUUACUCGACAUGACAACGAAUGCUCAAACAUCUGCAGUGAUGUAUGUUUGAGCUAUUCAGUAUUAUAUUCUGUUGCUUAUUUCUAUGUAUGUCUUCAUCUUUACUACACUGUAAAAAAUGAUAUGAUCAAUAAGUUAUGGCAACAUAUGGGGUAAAGUUCAGGGUGAUUGGGACACUUUUGCCAUUGAGAUGCCUCUGAAAAAUUGUCCCAAUCAACCUGAAUUCAUCCUGUUUUUACAUUGCUUUAACUCCUCAAAAUAAGUUAAGAAAUGUUCAACUUUUCACGAGAUUCAACUCACUUUUUUUAUGUAAAUUAAGUUGAAGUGACUUAAACAUCUAAGUUGAUUGUACUUAAAAUAUUUAAGGCAGCAACUUUUUUCUUUUUUUACAGUGAAAGCUUUUCCAUGUGGUGCAAUUCAUAAGGCUGCUUUAAUCGUGUAGUCUCUGAGAGGAGAGGGCAGUGUUCAUUUUUUAGUUAUUCUUGAAUACCUGCCUUUUAGCUGUCGGGAGAAAAGUGUUAAAGUUAGACUUAACUGUUUUUUCGCUACGUGUUUUGUCAAGUUCCGUCAAUAACUCAUUGCUAAUAAGUCCUACAACAACCACAUAAUGUUUACAUGAUCUAGAAAUAUAACGUGCAAGGAUGUAGGCACAUUGUACACAUUAUGACUUGGUGCUAUGUCUUUUUGAACUCGUGGUGCUGUGGUUCAGAGGUUAACACACAAACUCACGCACAGUCCUCUGUCUUUAACUUAAACUAGCUCCGUCGUGAUUUCCGUCGUGGUGAGUAGGGCCGCAAGCAAUAAAACCUCUCUCUCACAGGGCAGGUCCUGUGCGCUCACUAUCUUUUAGUAUGGAAACCGUUAAAGGUGUUCAAUAAAGAUCGGUUUUGACAUUCACUAUGUGCUUACGUCAUCGCGUGAACGUUCGCCGUCGCCGUGAAUAAAAACCUUCCUAUUUAGAAGGGUUUAUAAAGAUGAAUUUGCCAGUCUUGUGGAGGCAACUUAUCAAAUGUAUAAUCCAUGAAAUGUACCCACGGUAUGAUAGUAAAUUUUUCAUUUAGCAUGGAAAUACCUGGUCACUCGAGCAGGUGGAGGUCAGAUGCGUCAAGCGGCGACAUUUCUGUUUUAUAGUGUUUUUCAUGGACACGGUGGAGCGAUGCAUCCUCAAAUAAAGCUGCCACGCUGAUUUAAGAUGUGGGUGCAGUGUCGCUGUAUAUCUGUGGAUGGUGAUUGACGGCAUUUUAUUCAGCUCCUCUGUGGUCUUUGUUGGGAGGACCCGACUGAAACGUUUCUCUUGUUGAAUAUGACCUACUGUACAGGUAGACACACGCCUCCUUUUGCUUCUGGAAGAGGGCUCAUUUGCAGAAAGUGUCAUAUCAACUCUUUGAUUGCCUGUAUUCAGUUUUGUGCUUACUUCUUAUGGUGCUUUGUGAAACUUUAUUUCCCUUUUUUUUAUUGAACAGAACUAACCUGAUAGGCCUAAUCAAGAUAUUUCACUCGUUCGGAUCUGUCUGUCUCGUUUCAGAUAAUGUACAUCUUUUUGUUCUUGAUUCUUUUGCUGUUCAUAUUAACCAGCACUGAAAACUUAGAAUGUAAUACUGCAUUAUGCACUAAUUUAUGACUGUUUUAACAUUAAACCUCAUACUUAGAGCUUAUUGGAAGCAUUUCAAAUUGCAUUUUUGUGCUUUUUAACUGCUUUUGAAUUUGUGUUGUACAUUGUUUAGAGAUUAUAUUAUCUGAAGAUGUGUUCUGGGCAAACAUGUUUUUCAUCCCAAUUAUACCCUACAUGCAAAUGUAUAAGAGACUGUUCUUAUGUUAAGAAAAAAAAAAAAAGAUAAAUUGACAGAUUUAUUUGAUUGACUGAUUGAAUGACUUGGUCGAGGCUUCUUUUGUUAAGUAAUCUCAUUUAUUUCAGGUAUUAUUCUUAAAACAGUAUGGUGCUGUACCAAAGCCUUAUGUACAAUAUUAUUAUGAUGUAUUGUUUGAUUCUUCUGCCACUGCUAAGGAAUUCUCCAACAAAUUGCUACAACUCUGAUUAUAAAACAAGGUGCAGUGUGCCUCUAUCUUCUCGUCUUUUGAUUAGUAGGCCUACUUCGUAGUAUGUUUCAUGGGCAUUCGGUGUCUCCACAUGCUCAGAUGUUAAGAUAUGGUGCCUGGUGUGUCUUCAUGCUGCUAGGAGUAAAUGUUAAAGAUGUAUUGGAUCUGUACUACCAACUUCUGAAGUAUGACAUUGACCUCCACAAUAACUCAGCUGGACACUUUGAUUCUGCAUCUUGAUAUUAAAAGGGAACCUGCAGUAAGGAAUUACAUUUUUAGAGAAUAAAGAAAAUCCCACUGUUAUUUUUAUUCAAUUGCUUUAAUAAAACUUUUUUUUUACAUGAAGGCUAUUAUUGCUCUAGAAUAAGACCCAAAAUCAAAAAGAAUAUGCUAUCCUGACAAAUGAAUUGUUCUUCGAGAGUUACGUCAAUGAAACAUAUGGAGUGUUAAAUAUGUGUGUGUGAGUGUGUGCUGUUUUUAACAGCCCAACUGAAGUUAUGUAUUGGAGCCGUUCAAUUUGCAUUGUUUACAUCACCAGAUGCCCAGAUAUGCACAUUUUGGCAAGCUCUAUUAGGUUGACAUUUUUCAACGCUUUGGUCCAUGUAAUAACCCCGUAAAACUUUUUUGUAUUUUGAUAUAAUAAAAAAAAAUAUAUGAGA